AUGUCACGACUUUGUCAGCCCGAAACGUCCGUAGUAAAAUCACCCGAAUAUCUGCUCGACUUUAUCGAUACUCACGCUUUGGAUGUAUUUCAACCAGAAAAUUUUCGAAAUUUGUCAGCCGGUGCUCUUCGAGAAAUUCUUACUCGUGACUCGUUUUAUGCUAACGAAUUGGAUAUAUUCCGUGUGGUUUAUCGCUGGAUCACAGAGAGCCAAGACUGCUUAGAUUCUGAUGCCAUCGACCAGGUUUUAUCUGCUGUUAGAUAUUCGUUGAUGAGUGAUGAAGAACUCAACGUGAAUCUUAUUUAUGGUUCUCAAGGUGUUCUGGAUAUCAAUGAAUUCGACGGCAGUGCUAUGAUAACUUUGUGUCAUUUAACAAUUAUAAACAAAAUUACAAUUAUGUUCGGGGAUAAUGAUUCAAGGGAUUACAGUUAUUACAUUGAUGUUUCAAUUGAUGACAACCAUUGGGUGCGUGUUGUAGAUUAUUCAGAUUACAUUUGUCGUUGUAUUCAAGAUUUGUGGAUUCCUAAGCAGAUAGUUAGGUAUAUUCGAAUAGUUGGUACAAAAAAUACUGUUAAUAAGAAAUUCCAAUUAUUAGAACUAUCGUACAAUACUGAAAGAUUGGACUCAGUGAAAAUCAAAAAUGGAAUCGUGGCUCCCAAGUACAAUGUUGCUAUAGAAUCUAUGAAUGCAACUGUCAUUGAAGGUGAACCACAUAUAUCAAGAAAUUUCUUAAUUCAUUCCUACUAUAUUGGCAGUAAAGACUUUCGGAAUAACAAAUAUACAUGGCAUCCUAUAGGAUUGGGUUGUAUUCGGAUUCAACUCGCACAACCUUAUAUACUUAGUUCAAUGAGAAUGCUACUUUGGGACCAGAGUAACCUAUUCAACAGUUACACCGUAGAAGUUUCUGCCAAUAAUCAGGAAUGGGUAAUGAUCAUAAACAAUUCUAAAAAAUGGACACACGGUUGGCAGGUGUUGCAUUUUAAACCCAGGCCGAUAGCGUUCAUUCGUAUUACUGGCGUGCGCAAUUCAAUAGGCUCAUUUUUUCGUUGUGUAUAUUUUGAGUCUCCCGCUCAAAAACCAUUGCGUUUCCCCUACCCAGUCCUUCAUGAUGUAACAAAUUAUUGGACAAAAAUGUAACGAAAAUUUCUGUUUUCAAGAGGACA
Messenger RNA from Adelges cooleyi (spruce gall adelgid), 1163 nucleotides. Its product is annotated as BTB/POZ domain-containing protein 9-like. NCBI's taxonomy places the organism in Eukaryota, Metazoa, Arthropoda, Insecta, Hemiptera, Adelgidae. The coding region runs from base 1 to 1137 and encodes 378 amino acids. Gene Ontology annotation, biological process: adult locomotory behavior; modulation of chemical synaptic transmission; circadian behavior. The transcript is spliced from 8 exons. The record is from RefSeq and is a predicted model, not a curated record.